AUGACGAAUCUACUACCGAAAAAGGAGGAUAUGACCACUAAAAUGCUGUUCAAAUUCAGUGAUAUAGUAGCGAUGUCAGCCCUUAUGAACGAGUUUCUGACGGUUCUCUUGUGCUCUUUAAUUCAGUGCUUUGUGAGCUUUCUUUCACUCGGUGUUGUAAACAUAGCUUCUUUGCAGAGCCAGGUUGACGGAAUAUACGCUAACCAUGCACUAUUGACUAUCAUAAAUGAUUUGGUGGGCAAGGAAGUGUUGGUAGAAGCAGUUGACGGGGCAAAAUAUUCGGGGAUAUUCACUGCAUGCUCUCCAGAAAAGCUGCCUCCAUCAUUCCUAUUUUAUCUUAGUUACCUGGAGGCAGAGUUUUCUGCCGUAUCUCCCUAG
Cooperia oncophora is the source of this 378-nucleotide messenger RNA. The record is from the annotation of a GenBank genome assembly. Lineage: Eukaryota; Metazoa; Nematoda; Chromadorea; Rhabditida; Trichostrongylidae.